GGUGCCAAGCAGGACUUGAAUAUUCCCAGCCAUUUCCAGGAGGUGAGUUUGCUGUUUGUGAGCCGUGCUGGCUUGGCCGGGGCAAAUGCAGGAGGAUAUGCACCGAGGAUGAGAAGGUUGUUGGAAAUUGCAAGAUGAACUUUUUCUGUUGCCGACGGAGGAUCAGAUCGACUUAUGAUUUCAUUAUCUCCAUUUAUAUUUGAAGAAACUGAGACCCAGAGAAGCUUUCAUUUCUUCAAGGUCAUAGCCUGGAAGCUGGAAAUGGAUGUGCACACCCCUGUCCUGUUCUGUGUAUCUAUCUUUGUAUAAUAAUUUAAACCAAAUAGAUAAACAGAAAUGACAUCUGCAUCUCUGUUUGGAAUUACAAUUCUAUAGCAUACAAGAAAUUAUUCAUGUUAUUUCUGGGUAUAUCAAUAAGCGAUCAGUCAUUGAUUCUAAUAUUUACACUGUGUUUUUAAGCAACUCAUACCUACUCAGUUAAUGCCCAUGGCCCCAACUUUGUACUUCUUGCCAAUAAAUUAAGAUGUUAGAGGUCGAAUUAAAAUGCUCAGCAUGGAUUGUGCAUGUAUGAUUGACUAUC
Molecule: messenger RNA, 580 nt
Organism: Canis lupus familiaris (dog)
Lineage: Eukaryota; Metazoa; Chordata; Mammalia; Carnivora; Canidae
Product: beta-defensin 12-like
Exons: 3
Biological process (GO): innate immune response
Cellular component (GO): extracellular region
Source: RefSeq, a predicted model, not a curated record